CUGGGGCUCAUAUUCCUAUGAUGUUGAACACCUUGACGCAUCUAAAUACAUCUGAAUCUACAGCAAUGAAGACGGAACUAGUAAAUAUAAUUCAACACACUGAAGUUCUUAAAACUGUAAGUGAGAAGGAUAUGUAUGGGGCAGCUAAAGCCCUGAUUUUUAUAAUUCAUGCCUACAAUCUGGAUACAGAGAAGUUCAGGGUGGGUGAAGUGGAUACAACUGGUAUAAGAUACUAUGCCCACGGGGCCAAACACCAAGGUGACUCUGAGCUAAUAUUUCUUGAUCUUGUGUUUAUGGCAAUGGAGUCCAAAAAACUAGGUUUGAUUAACACUGGAUUAAAAUUAAUGAGAAGUGCAUUUAAAGCACUAGAGAAUUCUACUGAACCACUAACUCUAUCUCCGGAUAGACAAGCUGAUGUUGAGAAAACGAAACGAGAUCUGAUUCAACUCAACAACAACUUUAUCACGAAUAAGAAAACCUUUAUCAAUGAUUUAAUUGUUGUGAACCAGUAUCUUGUCAACGAGAGUCUUGAGAAGAAGAAAACCCAACCUAAGUUUGUAAAGUCAGGAGCUGUUAAAAAGAUAGACCCCAGAAUGGCGACAGCCUUCGGUGGAGACUUCUUUCAGAUGGAAGCAUUGUUCCAGGGUUGCAGGAAUGAAUUUAACCUACUUCCGAAAUUUGAAGUCCCUAAUUGGCCGCUUGUCAGCAAAUGUCGUCUUCUGCAUCAUGACGAUCCAUAUUUGAAACUUGGACCAUUCAAGAUGGAGGUCGCCAGUGAAACUCCUUUUAUAAUGGUGAUUCAUGAAAUACUUACUGACGAGGAUACAGAGUAUUUUGUAAACUGGGCAACUCCUAAACUAUCAAGAUCAAGAAAUCUUGAUUUUCAAAAGUAUGGAAAAACAGAUAAAGAGAAGAAGUUCCGUGUUGUUGCUAAAUCAGUUCAGGCCUGGAUGCCUGAGAUAAGCUAUCAUCAACCUGAUAAUCAAUAUAAUCCUAAUAAUUUUACAGUAAAUCAUCCCAGGGUUCAUAAGGUCUCAGCUAGGAUGGAACUUGCUUUUAAUCUUAACCUUACAAACCAAUGGAGUUCUAAUGUAUAUCAAGUGACUAACUACGGGUUAGGCGGACUAUGUGAAGCUCAUUUUGACUCUCAGGCCUUCUUCGAGGGUAUAAACGUGGAGAAAGAAGGUUCAGUGAACCGGGGUGAUUACAUUGCCACCAUCAUGGCCUGGUUAACUUCUACCCCUGCAGGAGGAGGAACAAGCUUCUUCAGCUCAUUCUCAUCAGUUACUGUCAAUCCAACGAAAGGAAGUGCGGCAUUCUGGUGGGACAUUACUCAUCAGAACUAUCGCGACCGAGGAACUAAACAUGGCGGAUGUCCGGUAGCUGUUGGAUCUAAAUGGAUUCUGAAUAAAUGGGUUUAUAGUUUCAACCAAUGGAAUAGGAUACCUUGCAGGCUUGAAAAGAAAAACGAAGAUCAAAGCUUGUACAGUGACAAUAUUGGACCCUUCUCACAAAACAGAAUGUUUUAGACUCUCCAGUCCUCUCCCUCGAGACCUCUCCCUCCAGACCUCUCCCUCUAGACCUCUCCCUCCAGACCUCUCCCUCU
Molecule: messenger RNA, 1606 nt
Organism: Eurytemora carolleeae
Lineage: Eukaryota; Metazoa; Arthropoda; Copepoda; Calanoida; Temoridae
Product: prolyl 4-hydroxylase subunit alpha-2
Exons: 13
Coding region: 18-1529 (503 amino acids)
Biological process (GO): peptidyl-proline hydroxylation to 4-hydroxy-L-proline
Cellular component (GO): endoplasmic reticulum
Molecular function (GO): L-ascorbic acid binding; iron ion binding; procollagen-proline 4-dioxygenase activity
Source: RefSeq, a predicted model, not a curated record